AUGGACAUAAAAGGUUUCCGAGUUCACGGAGUCCCUUCAGGGACCAAUCCUAGAGACAUCUACGACUAUUUUGAAAAAUCCGAAAAUGGAGGAACAGAAAUUGAGGACAUUUACUACCCUCUCCAGAACAAUGAUGCUGUUGUUGUUUUUACAAAUGAUGGAUACCAACAUGCUUUUGACAAGAAUCACUCCAUAGGUGGCAAUAAAUUGGUAUUGAGUAAACUUCCAAUACAGCUUUUCGCAAACGUCUCUGUCUUCCUGGAACAAGCCAUUACACAGCUGCUGGAUGAGAACCCCCCGCUGAUGAAAAGCCUUGAGAAAGACAGUGAUGUUGAAGUGGUGUUCGACCCAAAAUUUAUGACGUACAGAAUUGUAGGGAAUCCUUUCCAAAUCGAAUGGACGAAAAAUUUCAUCAUGGACGCAUGGCAAAAAGAUCAGGAAAACAAGAAAAAAAUGACAAAUGGAUCAACGAACGGAGCAACUGAGGGGAAAAGUAAGACCGAGGGCAGAAGAUCUUCGCCAAUGGUGAAUAGCGAAGAGUCGGAAUCUUCGGAGGAUGACAUAUCGUAUUCCCCUCGUAUGACUUACGAAAGUAAGCAGAAUAGAACAGACAUGGAUCGCCGUCACAGUCCAACACCAAGAGACCUUUCAACAGUUUCCAAGAAGACAAAGAAAUCCAAUGACCAUGACAGAGAAACUUUUCGCAGCAAUAUAUCAAGUUCAGAAAUGUACCCCCAGACAUCAAAUGUCAAGUUUAACUCACAGGUUUUAGGGAAAAUGGAUUCGCCUUUAAGGAUGUCAGACUGCAGGGUUUCCUCAAGCGACCCAAGAUCUGCAUCAAAAUCAACGUCUGAGUCGCGCAAGCCUGAUAUUACUGAUAAAAUUGCAGACAAGACGAAACCCAAAGCAAAACUCCAGAACUUAACAGAUAAUGAGAAGCACGGAAUUCCGUUCAAUGCAUCGUCUCUUUUACAAAGCAGACCUACUCCUAGUCAGUCGUUAUUUGCACCAUCAGUAAAUAAGAAAACACCCCAAGUCUUCAAAAACUACGAUAGUGACUCGGACAGCGAUGACGACAUCAAAGGCAGACGACGAGUUCCAGAGGAAUUCUCGGUUAGAGGCGAAGAAAGGAGGUACAGACCACCACCACCACCGAUUCCGCCACCACCCUCUCGAAAUCUUCACACCGCCUUCCCACCACCGAACAGAAACUUUCAGAUGGGCAUGUCUCUCUGUCAGUCCGACUUUCCUGAGCUGGCCUUGGAGCACGAAACACCCAUAGGUGGAGUCAUCGUGAAGCUAAUUAUGGGUGAUAUUCUCACACAAAAGUCGGACGCAAUUGUCAGUCCAGCCAGUACAGAUUUAUCAACACUUUAUGGAAUAUCUGCUGUGAUAGCUAGGAAUGCUGACAGGAAAAUGAAACAAGAAUGUGCCGAUUACGUUGCUAAAAAUGGUAACCUGCUAUUUGGUGACGUUAUACAUACAUGUGCUGGUGGUAACCUUGACCCCAAGGUCACUUACAUUCUACACGCUGCUGUUCCCUCUUGGAGAGAAGACAGUCCAGAACAGUCUUGUCAUCUGUUGACCUGUACCUACCUUAACUGCUUUCAGUAUGCUGAUAAAAUCUGGCUCAGCAGUUUGUCAAUGCCGAUUAUCGGUGCUGGUUAUUUUGCUGCUCCUUUGGAUGUUUGCGUACAGUCAUUCCAUGAUGCCAUAUUGCUGUUUACCCACGGCACCAAUCCAUCGAAACAUCUAAAAGAGGUUUUUCUUGUGAGCAAUGACCAGGACAGCGCAUGCUCAAGUGUUGUGGUGUUUAGAUCCUUGAUGGACCUUGAUGAGGACCAAGCAUACAGAGCUGCUGUUGAACGAUACUGCAAAAGAAGUCAACAGUACGAUUUUUCUGCCAGAGAUUUUGUUCUCGAUAGAAGUUCACCAAGUCAAGGUUUGGACCUUGAGAAAGACUGUAGUGGAAAAAAUGACGAAGCUAAGGAAGAAAAAGGAGUCAACGAAGGUAAAACGCAACAAGAAAAAGAAAGUGAGGUGUCUGAGAAAAGAGAGUGUUUCGGUGCAUUUUCAAUAGAAAAUGAGAAGGUAAUGCACACUGGUAUCUGCCAAUCAGAGAGGGCAAAAGACAACAAAGAGGAAAGUUCCGACAAGUGGCAAAUCAAUGAUAGUGAUGACGAAACAAAAGAUGAGGAUGAAGAAAACUGGAGAAAAUCAAACGAUGAUAAUGCGCAAACGAAACACUCUGAAAGCGACUUGCACAAUGUUUCAUUGAAAGAAAACGACGAUGCCUCUUUCCUGGACGAUACUGCUUCAUCAAGUGUCAUCGAAAAAUUAUUGACAACUUGCGGUUCAGACAAAAAUUCUGACGAUAAGAAAGGGGAUAAGAACGCAUCCGAUGAGGAUGAUCUGUAAAUGACUGGCGAAUAUCAUUUCUACAAUGCUCUGGCUAUUCCCCUGUUCUACAGCCACCUUAAUAUAUUGUUGACCUGAAGGCAUGCAAAUGCCUUGUCAUUGUGCAUUAUAUUGGAUUGAAACACUACAAUGUAUACCGUUUUCAGUCAUCGAGUACCGCAUGGUACACUCUAUAUGUUAACGCUGUAAAAAUGUUGUAAAAGUACGAUUAUAUCAGCCAUCAGUUGCCCCAAACUAAAAGAAAUUCUUUAUUCACAUAUAUGUUGGAGUUGUUUUUGUUUUUGUAUACGUAAUUGUUCAUAUAUCUUAAAUUUUU
Saccostrea cuccullata (small rock oyster) is the source of this 2734-nucleotide messenger RNA. RefSeq lists its product as uncharacterized. The transcript is spliced from 4 exons. Bases 1 to 2418 code for a protein of 805 amino acids. The record is from RefSeq and is a predicted model, not a curated record. Gene Ontology annotation, biological process: protein poly-ADP-ribosylation; negative regulation of gene expression. Gene Ontology annotation, molecular function: transcription corepressor activity; NAD+ poly-ADP-ribosyltransferase activity; NAD+-protein mono-ADP-ribosyltransferase activity. NCBI's taxonomy places the organism in Eukaryota, Metazoa, Mollusca, Bivalvia, Ostreida, Ostreidae. Gene Ontology annotation, cellular component: cytoplasm; nucleus.